AUGUGGCUGUUCGUUCCUGUGGCAAUUCCUGAUGUCCGGGGUGGUGCUGACGGGGAUCCUGGGGGCCUUGGUUUAAUAUUUGAACACCUGGAGGUAGCUGUUCAUGCGGAGGUCCUGGAUGAGGAUGCUGAGGAGGAGGAGGAGGAGGGAGUAGGCGAGGCUGCGAUUGAUGGGGUCCUAUUGGGGGUGGUGGGAUCUGCAUCAUCUCAGGUUGUGCUCUCUGGCCCUGGUGAUGGUGGCCUGGUGGAACCUGGACCAUCUCUGGUUGCAUUCUCUGGCCCUGUUGAUGAUGAGGGUGUCGAUUCUCCUCAAAUGGAGGCAUAUGUCGAGAUUCGGGCGGUGGUCCCACUGGGAUUGGUCUCUCUGGCAUCAUUCGAGGGUCAUGGUGUGGCAUGUGGUGGUUGGCAUGCCUCUGGUCCUGAGGUGGCCCAAUACCACGAGCAUGCGGAUGAUCCAAUUGAUGAUUAUCUUGGGGGUGAUGCUGAGGGUUACCAUGUGGGUGACCCUGUGGGUGACCCUGUGGAGUGCGUGGGGGAUAAUUUGGAGGUCUGUCCUGAGGGUGAUGUGGAGGAUAACUUGGAGGUCUAUCCUGUGGGUGGUGUGGAGGAUAAUUUGGAGGCCUGUCCUGUGGGUGGUGUGGAGGAGGGCGUUGAGCGUUGCUCUGUGGGCGAUUUUGUGGAUGAUGUUGCGGACCGGGGAAAUUUAGCCCAAGACCAGAUCGAUUAUGAGUCUGGUGGACGGAAUCAUCAAAAUCCCUAA
This is a messenger RNA of Arthroderma uncinatum, 759 nucleotides long. RefSeq lists its product as uncharacterized. The record is from RefSeq and is a predicted model, not a curated record. Lineage: Eukaryota; Fungi; Ascomycota; Eurotiomycetes; Onygenales; Arthrodermataceae. The transcript has 2 exons. Bases 1 to 759 code for a protein of 252 amino acids.